This is a messenger RNA of Rosa rugosa (rugosa rose), 854 nucleotides long. RefSeq names its product probable glutathione S-transferase. Lineage: Eukaryota; Viridiplantae; Streptophyta; Magnoliopsida; Rosales; Rosaceae. Gene Ontology annotation, molecular function: glutathione transferase activity. The coding region runs from base 151 to 825 and encodes 224 amino acids. The transcript has 2 exons. Gene Ontology annotation, biological process: glutathione metabolic process. Gene Ontology annotation, cellular component: cytoplasm. The record is from RefSeq and is a predicted model, not a curated record.
AAACCUAUAAUUUUAAUAAUGUCUGGCACUUGGGCAAAAGUCAGAUCUCCGAUAAUAUAAAUGCAGUAAAAUAUAGGGACACAGCAGCAAAGUUGCAUACUAAAAGUUCUGCAUAAAAGGCCUAAGCCAUCACAGCUCGUACCAACUAAAAUGGCAGAAGUCAAGCUCUUUAAGACAUGGUCAAGCUUUUUUGCUUUGAGGAUAGUUUGGGCACUGAAGCUCAAAGAUGUCCCCUAUGAUACCAUCCUUGAAGAUCUUUCAAACAAAAGUCCUUUGCUUCUUCAACACAACCCCAUUCAUAAGAAGGUUCCAGUGAUUGUGCACAACGGAAAAUCAAUUGCUGAAUCUCUUGUAAUCCUUGAAUACAUUGAGGAAACAUGGAAACAAAACCCUUUGCUGCCCCAAGAUCCUCAUGAUAGAGCCGCUGCACGAUUUUGGGGGCCAAAUUUGGUGAUGACAAGAUGCUCUAAGGACACAUUAUGCAGUGAAGGGAAAGAGCAAGAGGAAGCUAUAGUGAAAGCAAAGGAGAACUUGAAGUACUUGGAAGAAGAGCUAAAGGGAAAGAAAUUCUUUGGGGGAGAGCAAAUUGGAUUUACAGAUAUUGCGCUCGGAUGGCUUGCACACCAUGAGAACGUUUUUGAAGAGGUAGCUAAUGUGAAGCUGAUAGUGGAAGAUGAGUUCCCAUUGUUAUCAGAAUGGCAAAAGACUUUUACAGAUGUUCCUAUGAUCAAAGAGAAUUGGCCUCCUAGAGACAAACUUGUCACUAAAUUUCAGGCUAUCCGUGAGCGUGGACUUGUCAAGAAGCUAAAGAAUGCACUUAAAUGAAAUGGUUUUUACAAUAGAGAUGGACAUGA